Messenger RNA from Malaclemys terrapin pileata, 3022 nucleotides. RefSeq lists its product as uncharacterized. The transcript is spliced from 4 exons. The record is from RefSeq and is a predicted model, not a curated record. Lineage: Eukaryota; Metazoa; Chordata; Testudines; Emydidae. Bases 1 to 954 code for a protein of 317 amino acids.
AUGAAGCAGGCCAAGAACUAUGUGCAGCAAACAGGGAAGUGGGAGGGAGGCGUCUUUGAGCCGGCGUGUCUCGUCCGUUUCUCACUUGCCGCUUGGGCGGAGGCCAGCAGAGAUGGAGGAGCGGGCGUCCAGCAGCCCCCCCGGCCAGACUACCAGCUCCACGGAGCUGCCUCCUCCUUGAGGUCAAGCGAGGCCGCGGAGACCCAGCGGGACCUCACGCCCUCCACAGUCGGGGAAGAGACGGAGAGUCCCUCCCCUUCGGCCCAGAUGGGAAGGGUCUGGUAUCUGUCCUCUUGUCUCUCCGUGCCUCCUUGGGGUAAUUGGGCAGCUCCAGGGGGAAACGAGCCCAUUUGGCUAACAAAUGGCGACUCCGCCGGGACUUCUCUCCCUGUAGAGGGCACUGACCGACGGCCGAGGGCGAUUCCGAGGAGUGGCCACCUCGAGCUGUCGCUUUGCUCGGGCCUCGGAUUGUCACAGUCGGCCGGGGCGGCUGCGUCCUCUCUGAAGAGAACUCCGAAGGACACGGAAGCAAGACGGCUCCAGAAGGAGGGGAAGUCUGACUGCCGGACGCGGCCACUUCGGGCGCUUCAUCGAUACGCGGCGCCAUUCCAGGCCCUCCCCUUGGACCAGACCGUGCAUCCGUUCCGGAUCGGUGACCAGGUCCUUGUCAAGAAGUGGAAACGCGACCCCCUGACGCCAAGGUGGGACGGUCCACACACCGUUUCGCUCAUCAGCCAGGCCGCAGUUAAAAUUCUCGGGAGCGACAAAUGGACACAUCACACCCGGGUAAAGCGGUUUCUGAAUCCUGACCAGGGAACCAAUUCCACGGAAGAGGACACCAGCCCUCUGCCCGCCCCGGCCCCGGAAGCCCGGGGUGGCACGGGCGGAGACACCAUCUGGGAGUAUCAAGGACUCGAUGGACUAAAAGGACUGUUUAGAAAAAAGCAAUCAUGAAUUCAUUAUUAAUAUUUCUGUUCAUAUGUGUCUAUCAUGGCUAUGGUUGGGAGAAUAGGUUUGUACAACUAGGAGAAACAAUAGCGGGUUCCUUCAAUCUUAGUAGCUGCUGGGUUUGUGGAGGUCCAGGGGAUUGGAAUGAGUGGCCUUGGGUAGCCCAGCCAGUGCAAGCUAAAUGGCGGAUUAGUAAUUUAAGUAUAGUCCACAAAGGAACAGAAGUUUGGACUGAGGAUAGUAGCCCUUGGCGACUCUAUUCCUCUGGAGUAGGGAUCCUUUGUCUCAACCGAACAAAACAAGAAGGGGUGUAUGUGGGCGAGAGCCAAUGUGACUGGACUCUAUCUCUAGGAUUUGACUGCUAUGAUCACCCUAGUUGCCAUACGUAUGACUGUUCUAAAUAUCAAGGACGAUGGAACCAUACCCACGUGAAACUUACUAAUCAUAGCUGGGUAAAAUGUUCCUACCAACAGCAUACUGGCGAAGGCUGUAAGGCAGUUGGACAAGAUGGGUUCUUUGAUGCCCUCUUUCUAAGUUGCCAGCGAGAUAAUACCGACAGUAAGGAUCACGUGGUACGCUGGUAUCAGUGGGCAUGGCAACACUCUAAUGGAACUCGGGUAACCCAUUUUAACCAUUUUUGGUCUACUACCAAAAGCCCUAGAUUUGGUUGUAAUUGUGCUUGGAGGGAAGGGGCCGGGGCAUGGAAAUGUGACUAUUGUAAUCCUGGCGGUACAUCUGUUGUACUAGGGGGGCCCCUGGAGAUGGGUAACCCUUUGUAUUAUGAAGAACCAGGCCCCGAGGACUAUCCUGAGGCCUGGGAUGGCCCCUUUGCGAACGGACAAUGGGCCCUAAAAGGCCAUUACUGGAUAUGUGGGCAAUACGCUUAUCGAAGAUUGCCCCCAAAUUGGUCAGGAAUAUGUUAUGUUGGGUACAUUAGGCCCUUGUUCUUUCUAUUACCCCAAAUUCAGGGAAAUAAAUUAGGAAUUAAGGUAUAUGACGACUUGAUUAGGGAAAGGCGGUCUGUUGAUUCCGCAUUGACCGCUGGAAGUUCCCAAACGUGGGGAGCUCAAGAGUGGCCCCCUGAGAGAAUUAUACAGCAUUAUGGUCCAGCUACAUGGAAUCCUAAUGAGUGGAUCUCAGGGGCAAGGGAGCCCAUUUACAACUUGAAUCGGAUAAUUAGGCUGCAAGCCAUCUUAGAAAUAAUAACUAAUCAGACGGCUGCAGCUCUCGAUCUUUUGGCCGAUCAGUCCACUCAGAUGAGAAAUGCGCUCUACCAGCACCAUCUAGUUCUUGAUUAUUUGCUGGCAGAAGAAGGAGGAAUCUGUGCAAAAUUAAACGAAUCUAAUUGCUGUUUACAAAUAGAUGAUAAUGGAAAGGCGGUAAAACAGCUAACGAAAGAAAUGAGGAAGUUAGCCCAUGUCCCGGUCCAAACAUGGGGUGGGUGGAAUACGGACUGGUUCACGUCCUGGUUACCGCAACUAGGAUGGCUCCGAGAAGGCCUUCUUCUCUUUGUACUCUUCAUUACAACUUUAUUAACCCUAGCUUGCUUUGCUCCCUGUGUAGUUGCAUUAGUUCGACGAAUGGUUAAUCAAAUUAUACACCAACAAAUGAUGGCCCAAUACCAGCCGGUGAAGGCUGAGGAUUGGGGGCCAUAAGGCUCUCAAAAUGCUUUUUAGGGGGGAAUCUUGUUAGGCCCAAAAACUGAAUAACAUGUUUAUCUCGGCUUCUGCUUGUUAUCCCAGUAAAGAUGCUUAUCUCAGCUUUCACUGUUGUUUCCCAUGCAUGAAGCUGCACAUAUACAGGAUGUAUAGAAGAUAUAUGGCAAAGGGGAGGGGGUUGGACGGACCCUGGGAAAGGAAUGUGAAGGACGGGAAGCUAAACAGAUGUAUCCUGAUUACUACUAGAACUGAAUUUAAACAAUGCAUAGGUUAGCAGAAUUUAGACACGCUAAGUUGUUUGUCUCUCUGUAUAAAAAAGGGCCCAGUUGUGCUUGUAAGGUGUGACUCUUUCUCAGGCACUAGCCGAGUAGAGCACCCUCUCAGCUGACUGACUAAUAAAGGGUCUGGUAUCUGUC